AUGGCGACGCAGAAGGGCAAGGAGAAGACGGAGGGCCUGGAUGAUGGUGCUCCCGAACCAACUCUGGAGGAGCGUUUGGAGGGCUUGAACCUGCAGGGUGUAGAGGAGGAAGAUUUGGACUUCUUGGAGGAGUUCGAGGAACUAAUCAAGGAUGUCCGUUGUGCGAUGAGGAACGCCUGGGCGGCGGCAAAGGAGGUCACUUUCAAGGUGAUGGCACUGAAUCUCUUUCUGGUCCAACUACACUGCCUUGGUGACUGGACGAGGACAUGCAUCCAAGGUGUCCCUGAGGGGUUGAUGAAGAAGAGGGAAUUGGCGGAGAAAGUAGCGAAGAAGGUGGGUGACUUAAUCACGGUGGUAGUGAACAAAGGGAAGAUCAACCCGACUCCUUAUCUACGGGCUAGGGUCUGGCUUGAGCUGAGCAAGCCGCUGGUGCGUGUGGUUCCCAUCACUUUAAAGAAAAGAAUGAUGUACUUAGUGUAG
This is a messenger RNA of Miscanthus lutarioriparius, 480 nucleotides long. Lineage: Eukaryota; Viridiplantae; Streptophyta; Magnoliopsida; Poales; Poaceae. The record is from the annotation of a GenBank genome assembly.